AUGAAUACAAAUAAUGUUACAGAUUCUGUAUCGAUAGAAUGUGAUUUGGAAGAUGAUCUUGGUUAUGAUCUUAUUCCAAUGUAUCGGAUUUUAUUUAUUCUAAGUUGCAUCACUGUUCCACUUGGAAUUUUUCUCAAUAUUAUAUUUAUUAUUACUUUAAUUUUUCUUGCAAAAAAAAUCUUCGAUGUUAAUAUUCAUGCACUUUUAUUGAGUUGUAUAGCUCAACUACCACUUUCUCUUAUUCAAGGACCCAUUCGACUUUAUUUUUAUUAUCAUAAUGGAUGUUCACCAUUAGCUGGUACUCCAUUAUGUCAAUUAACAGUUUAUCUUGAUUAUAUUCCAACACAAAUCAAUAAUUUUCUUGUUGUUCAGCUCUCUUUUGAACGUUUACUUCUUGUUAUAAAACCUUUUAUAUUUCAUCGAGCUCGUCAUCAAACAUUUUCUUAUGCAACAUGUCUUCAUUAUAUUGGUCUUUUCAUAGCUAUCGUAUUUCCUUGUGUUUAUUAUCCAGUUAUUAUGCAAAAUGGAGCAUCGACAAUUGAUCUCGAGGAUCCAUCAACAACACAAACAUGUGAUCUGUGGUAUGACAGAGAGAUUUAUGAGUUAUUUGAUUUACUUAUUACAUUUGUUCCAUAUGCUCUUAUUUUAAUUGCGUCUCUUUCUGUCAUUGCUGUUAUUUUAUACCGAAAAUAUAUUUUAGUUAAUCGAGAAAGAAGACAAAUUGGUUCACGAAGUCAUCGUCGUCUUCUUUUUUCUCUUCAUUUAUUUCUUUUAUGGUUUAUUCUAACAUGGUCGCCUUGGGUUCUAUACGAUUUCUUUCAAACUGUCCUAAAUCUAACAUAUUCUGUUUAUAUUGAUGCAAUUACGACAUAUAUUGUUUAUUUGAACUAUACUUUUAGUUCAACAAUUGUUUUAAUUACAUUCAAAGAAAUGCGUCAUUUUUGUUUUGCUAAGUUUGGGUUUGGGCGAUCUAUCUGUUCACGGGUAAAUCAUAUUGACCUUACUCAUACAGCUGGCCCUGCGCCGACUCAUCGUCAACUUCAAACAAUAGGUUCCACUCAAACUGUUCACUAUGGAACAAGAAAUCAUCGUAGAAUUCAUGUCGCAUAG
This is a messenger RNA of Adineta steineri, 1110 nucleotides long. Lineage: Eukaryota; Metazoa; Rotifera; Eurotatoria; Adinetida; Adinetidae. The record is from the annotation of a GenBank genome assembly.